CGACAGAAAGGCUCAGUGGCGGCGGCGACGCGGCGGCAGCGUUUUCUGCGGCCGACGGAGGUGGAAAGGCGGGAGCCGCGGCGGUCUCCUCCGGUAGCGGCAGACUCUCUGAGGCCCGCCUUCCCCUCCCUGCAGUAUGGCUGCCACAGGAGAACAAAGCAAAUUUACCCAAACAUUGUAUGGAACUCCUUCUUCAAGCAUAGCCAUUGGUGGGAUGGAUCCCUCUCAUGCUUGUAGCAUUCUCCAACAGCUCAAAAUGAUGUACGAUGAAGGACAACUGACAGAUAUUGUGGUAGAAGUGGAUCAUGGGAAAACAUUUUCCUGUCAUCGAAAUGUCCUUGCUGCAAUCAGUCCUUACUUUAGAUCUAUGUUCACUAGUGGCCUUACUGAGAGUACCCAGAAAGAGGUUCGGAUUGUUGGUGUUGAAGCAGAAUCCAUGCAUUUAGUACUGAACUAUGCAUAUACCUCCAAAAUAACAUUGACAGAGGCCAAUGUCCAAGCUUUGUUCACUGCAGCUAGUAUCUUCCAGAUCCCUUCCAUUCAGGAUCAGUGUGCUAAAUACAUGAUCAGUCACUUGGACCCACAGAACUCCAUUGGGGUGUUUAUUUUUGCUGAUCACUACGGACAUCAGGAAUUGAAAAUCAGAUCGCAAGAUUACAUUCGUAAAAAAUUCCUGAGUGUCACCAAAGAACAAGAGUUUCUCCACUUGAGGAAAGACCAACUUGUAAGCAUACUGGACAGCAACGACUUAAAUGUUGAUAAAGAAGAGCAUGUCUACGAAAGCAUUAUAAGAUGGUUUGAGCAUGAGCCUAGUAAAAGAGAGGACCAUCUGCCAGAAAUUUUUGCCAAAUGCAUUCGUUUGCCCCUACUGGAUGAAGCGUUCAUAGAGAAAAUCCCUCCCAUGUUUGCACAGGCUAUAGCCCAAAACUGUGUAGAGAAAGGACAAAACGGUGCCAACGGCUAUACCCAGAGGCUUGGAAUGACUGCUUCAGAAAUGAUCAUCUGCUUUGAUGCUGCCCACAAACACUCAGGAAAGAAACAAACAGUGCCUUGUUUAGACUCCAUUACAGGGAGAGUUUUCAAACUAUGCAAACCGCCUAAUGAUUUAAGAGAAGUUGGGAUUCUUGUCUCACCUGACAAUGACAUUUAUAUUGCUGGAGGAUACAGACCGAGCAGCAGUGAGGUUUCCAUAGAUCACCGAGCAGAAAGUGAUUUUUGGAUGUACGAUCACUCCGGCAAUAAAUGGAUCCCUAAAGCUCCGCUGCUUCGUGCCCGGAUAGGUUGCAAACUGGUUCAUUGCUGUGGUAAACUGUACGCAAUAGGCGGUCGAGUUUAUGAAGGAGAUGGGCGCAACUCCCUGAAAUCUGUGGAAUGUUAUGAUGGCCGAGAGAACUGCUGGACAGCUGUUUGUCCGAUGCCUGUAGCAAUGGAGUUUCAUAAUGCUGUGGAAUAUAAAGACAGUAUCUAUGUUUUACAGGGAGAAUUCUUCCUCUGCUAUGAUCCUCGAAAAGAUUAUUGGGGUUUCUUAACUCCGAUGACUGUGCCUAGGAUCCAGGGUUUGGCAGCUGUCUACAAUAACUCUAUCUACUACAUUGCUGGAACCUGUGGAAACCAUCAACGUAUGUUUACUGUAGAGGCUUAUGACAUUGAAUUGAACAAGUGGACUAGAAAGAAAGAUUUCCCAUGUGAUCAGUCCAUUAAUCCAUAUAUUAAACUUGUUGUCUUGAAAAAUAAACUUCAUUUGUUUGUUCGAGCUACUCAAGUCACAGUUGAAGAACACAUCUUCAGAACCAGCAGGAAAAAUUCUCUUUAUCAGUAUGAUGAAGCUAAUGACCAGUGGCAGAAAGUGUAUGAAACUCCAGAUAAGCUUUGGGAUCUUGGACGUCAUUUUGAAUGUGUUGUUGCUAAAUUGUAUCCACAGUGUCUUCAGAAAGUUAUUUGACUCCUCUCCCCUCUCCCUUUCAUUGGUAAAAGGCCUUAGUGACUUUGGUGUUCCAUUGCUAUCAGAAACAGCUGUUUUUAAGGAAAAAAUCAUUCCCGUCAGUAUUUAAUGUGAGCUGAACACACACCCAUAAUUACACACACAUACAUGUGGGAAUGGGUGCUCUUUAAAGGUUGCAGUGGGGAGAGGGAAUAGUUUAAGUUUUUAGUGGAUGUUUUCUUGUAGAUUAUGGAAUGGGUUACAAAGUGCAAUUAUCAACAUUUUCUCAUUUGAUCAUAUUCUAGAAUGACAGUUUGACUAAAAGAAAGAGUAGAUGGAUUGGGUAACUAUGCACUAUAAUGAGAAUAGGAAUAGGAAAGGUGAAGAGAUCAAGCUUGAAGUGAUUUUUUUGUUUAAAAUACGGGUAAAAUCUGAGGCAAUAUUGAUGGGUUGCAAUUUUCGAUUUGGUGACAGUAAAUAAAAAAAAUUUACCCAGCCCUCUUCCAUUUAUUGAAAUGGUACUGAAAUAUUUUAAGUUUCUACACUCCGGUAAGUUGUGAAAGUUCAGGAAAAUAAUGUAUUUCAGUGAAGAAAAGGUGACAUAAUCUCUACAUAGUACAAAACUCACAAGAUCUUUCUGCAAAUUUGAAUGUAUAAUUACUAUUUAUGUGCAGUUGUUUACAGAUUCAAAGUAAGAUUAUUAUGAAUAUGGGAGAUUUGGGUUUUUCUUUAACCAAGUGCAUUGUAACAUUUCCUUUGGCAGAAAUAACAGAUUUGCAAAUAUUUUCUUUUGUCAGCUAGAAGUGUUUGCAUUCUUGCUUUUGGGACCCCCCCCCCAUUUUUCAUUGCAGAUUUCCUCUGGCUUGCUAUUUUUUUUUUUAAAAAAAAUCUGAAUCUGAACAACUGCACAUAAAUAGUGUGCAUUCUAAUCUGCAGAGAGAAAUUUUGGAUUUUGUAUCACAUAAAGAUUAUGUCACCUUCUCCUCACGGUUUCAUUGAAACAUACAGGGUGUUCAGAAUUGUCUAAAAUCUGACGUGCAGCUUGAAAGAAAUAGAUUUAAAGUCACCAGAGAAUACAAGUUCCCAUUUGAGAGAGAGAGAGCUGCCCUUCUUCAAAUGGCUACACUGCUUCUCUUCUGUAGAUUUAAUUUUAAGUUUAGUGGGGUCCUUAAUCUUCCAUUAGUAUUAGGAGAGCUAUUUCUGCCAAUUAAAUGUAGAUGUUCAAAAGCAGCUGAAUAUGUUAGUCACUUCAUAAAGGGCUCAAACCCAAUGGUGCUAGUACAAUUUUCAUACUUGUAAGUCCAAAAUAGGUCAAAUUGAGCUGCUAUGCAAGCAAGUUGGUAGUAUUAAUGUCUCGAGUCUUAAACACACUUGCUGCUUUUGUGCGUGGACACCUAUUUUAUUUAAAUAUAUGUUGCUGGUUCCUAUAUAAAUAUAGAUAGUCUUAAUGGCCUUUUGGAAAUAGUUCCAUUUUUGAAAGUUAACCGCUAAAGACACUUUGUUUUGUCCACUCUCCUGUAAUUUUGGCAGUGUAGCUUAAAACAGUUCUACAUAGUUGACCAUAAACUUCCAGAUAAAUGUAUUGGAAUGCAUUGGUAUAGGGUAGCUCUUGGGAGUAUGUAAUAUUGGGCCUUCUUGUAACAGUACAGCAAACUAAUGUACUUAUUGUUUCCACUAUUGCUAACUUGGCAUAAAGUUGGUGAGUUGUCUUCUCAAAAAUAUAUCCCUACCCUCCACUUCAGCAGUGUCAAAGCACAUCUGGCUCCAUUUGUUUCUGGAGUAAUGUGAAAGUUUGCACUACUGAGCUUCCUUUGUGGUCCUAGAAUAAUUAUUUUUGGGAAUCUACCAUAAAAACAUUGAAAAAUAAGAGUCCAGAACUUUUGUAUAUUAUAUUUCUACUUUCAUAUUUGAAAUAACUUAGAAUGUUUGCUUUUCUUUGUUUUGCAUCCCUAGGUAAUAUUGAGGCAUCGAGAAUGCAUUUGCUAACGGGCAAUUCUUAGAGUAACCUUGAUCCUCAAGAAAGAAGUAUACUUGACUUUCAUCUUGGUUCAGUUUAAGGCUUGUUUUAAAUGAUAAAUUGUCCUUUCUCUAAGAUGGGUCACUCCUUUUGAUCGAGUCAGAUCAAUCAACCUUUAGUUAAGAGAGCAAAUUUAAAACCACAGCUCGAUAAAUAUGGUUCACACUCCCCGGUAGAUAAAUACUAUUUCACUUGAUUUUGUAUCUUUUAAGUCUUGCACAAUAUUAUAUGUAGAAAACAUGACUGUGAACUAAAUGGACAAUAAAGCCUCAUUCUGUUACAUACCUCAUUUUCCAGAGAUUCAGCAGGCAGCUUUAUCUUUGGGCUUUUUCAUAUACCAUGCUGGAGGUACAUUAGUCUAGAUAUUGUGUGUGUGUGUGUGUGUGUGUGUGUGUGUGUUUCUUGCAUUAUUAUUAAGAUACAAGGAAUACAUGCUAGAUGGUUGCAGUUGGUACAUUACUUAGCGUUAUGAAAGGCGAUAACUUCAUUUUUAAUUCUUGCCUCAAUAGUGCUCAGGUUAGGAAACUCCAGUAAUGCAAAACUACAUAGUCUCUACAGUACCUAAUCUUGACUCCUGGUUUUUUUUGCCGCCAACUAGAGAUAGGAAUUGGUGCUACAUAUUAUAUGGUUGAAUCUAUAUAGCUUCCAUUCAGGACUAUAAGGCUGUAUAGUUUACCCUUAUAAUUGGAAAGUAAUAAUGGAAAAUGAUUCAAGAGUAGCAAAUGCUCUUUGGAUUGUUAUAGGAUUAAUUUCCAAGUUGACUUAAGUGUGUUCAACCUACAGCUCAAUAUAGUAGGGCACUAACCUGCUACUUUAGAAGUGAGUUUAGGUUUUUUUUCUACAUGAAUAAUUAAGGCUUUGAUGUCUUAAGUGUGUAGUUGCCAAGACGGAAUUUUUAAAUAAGUUAUGGUUUCUUUGACAUUUGUAUAACGCCGGUUAGUUUUCAUAUAUUUAAUUGUUUUUAUUAUUUACUUGGCUAUAUUUGUGCUGUUGUAAGCCUCUUAGCUGCAAACUUUCUGAAGCACCCUCCCCUUAAUGUUGCAUUAUUUUUUCAAAAAAAAAGAAGUGUUAUGUCAUUUUCAAAAACCUUACAAAACACAUUGCUGCUUGUUGACAAUCUUCUGUAUUAUUUAUUUAGAAGUGUCAAUCGGAGUUGAAAUUUAAGAACUUAGCUUGUUAGCAAAUGAAGUUGUCAUGUGAUGAAUAGAAAUAGAAUAUGCUGUGGUUAAUUCUGCAGUAGGUUUGCUCUUAAUUUUUGUUCUUUUAUCUGCACUAAAUAAAAAUCUUUGUCUAACCAUUCAGAGGGGGGGAGGGGAAAGGGGAGAGGCUGUGGACUACAGUGCUUGAGAGUUAAAUCUUGAAAUUUUUACCAGGGGGGUGAAAUACCAUGAGUCUUACGCAUGAAUAAUUAUUUAAGCAGUAAUAUUAACUGAGGAAUUUAGUUGUUUACAUGCUUUAAAUUAUCUAAUAGGAAUUUUCCUGUAUAAACUUGUUUUUUGAGUAAUCUAAUUCGGAAAGAACCCUGCACAGUGUGAGACCAGAUGGACAUAAGUCCCCAUAAUUAUGCUAAGCAGUUCAGAGUUGCAUUUGAUAUUUCUACUUAUAUUCUUUGUUGUUGGUUUGUUUUUUUUGUUUAUUUAGCUUAUUUUUUCUGAUGCAUCAUUCCUCCGUUUUAACAUACUUUUUUAAAACAGACACGGAAAACAUUCUCAGUUUCUAAUUCCACAAUUUGUUGUUUUAAAGGCAAAAUCCACCAAGCACAUUUGUUGCAUAUUUAUCACAAUCUUGCACUUGCCCCAUGGAAAUGGAGCGAGACUGUGCGGCUGGUUGUUUCCCAACCUGCCAAGCCGGUUCUCCUCUGUAUGUAGUAUAUGCGGUUUGUAUAAUAUCAGAAAGCUCCCAAAUCUGUUUAGAAAUGGUAUCAGAUGUUCAGUGCUCAGGUAUGUUAGUAAAGCAGUACUGUAGUCCUCUGAGGGCAAACGUGUGGAUUUUUAAACAUUUUGCCAUAAUUGCACAAUUUUGCAAUUUUAUGUAAUGUCAUGUUAAUUUUCUUACAAUAAACCUGUUGUUCAAAUGCA
Crotalus tigris (Tiger rattlesnake) is the source of this 6016-nucleotide messenger RNA. RefSeq names its product kelch repeat and BTB domain containing 8 (gene KBTBD8). Bases 137 to 1942 code for a protein of 601 amino acids. The record is from RefSeq and is a predicted model, not a curated record. Gene Ontology annotation, molecular function: protein binding. Lineage: Eukaryota; Metazoa; Chordata; Lepidosauria; Squamata; Viperidae. Gene Ontology annotation, biological process: neural crest cell development. The transcript has 4 exons.